Messenger RNA from Plectropomus leopardus (leopard coralgrouper), 3531 nucleotides. RefSeq names its product E3 ubiquitin-protein ligase RNF14-like. The record is from RefSeq and is a predicted model, not a curated record. Lineage: Eukaryota; Metazoa; Chordata; Actinopteri; Perciformes; Serranidae. Gene Ontology annotation, molecular function: protein binding; zinc ion binding; ubiquitin-protein transferase activity. Gene Ontology annotation, biological process: protein ubiquitination.
CUGUGGACUGGCAGCAAGUAGGCACACACGCAGUAAACAGCGAGGAUUCACCCAGCAUUUUUACAUUUACAGUGAAGAAUAUUGAUAACUGUUGACAGAAACUAGGCCGCCGAAACAACUGCAACUCCAGACGUCUACUUCCUGCACUCACGCUGAGUUUGUCGGGACGCUGUUGGAGCUAUGAACGCGGACAGAGAGGAGCAGGAAGACGAACUGCUCGCGCUCCACAGUAUCUUUGAUUCGGAGGAGUUCGUGCGGGAUGAGUCGAAGUUUGCCGGAGAAAUCCGAGUGUGUUUCGAGCUGCCUGCGGGCUUUACAGUGACUCUGAAAGAGGGUAAACGAGCCGGUGAAACGCUAAGGCAGUACGAGAUAGCCUCCCUUCCUCCUUUGCUUCUGACCUUUGAACUCCCGGAGGACUACCCAUCCACCUCCCCUCCGUCGUUCACCGUCACGUGCAGCUGGCUGACACACGCACAGCUCUCUGCACUGAGUGCUCAGCUCACUGAUCUCUACGAGGCCAGCGGAGGCACUGUGGUGCUCUUCUCCUGGGUACAGUUUCUUAAAGAAGAUGCACUCGGGUUCCUGGACAUCAGUUCUCUGCUGGAGCUCCCCUCUGAUGAAUACAGCACAAAGUGUGAUCAACACUCAAAGCCAGGACACACAGAUAGUUGCAAUGUCUCGGAUCCAUGUAAACCAGACCUCUCUGCACCAGCUUUAGAAGUUGAACAUCUGAUAGCGACUCUUGAGGAUGACCUAGAUCCAUCAAGAACCUCAGACUCUCAGGAAGCCGUAGCAUUGACCCAAAACACCUCUAAUGAUUCUAACCGUACUGCACAAGCCUCAGAUCAUCUGGGGGAGGCUGAAGAGACCCUCCAAAAGUCAGAGACUAAAGCUGACUACCAGAUUGAUCUGUCUUCAGCAGCAAGCAAAUCGAAGAGUCUUCUAUUUUCUCAGUCAGAUCAAAGUGGCCGGAAAGAUUUCUCAAAUGAAGGAAAUGAUUCAGCUCCGUUAUUACUUCCCUCCAGCUCCUCAGACCCUCUGGAUCAAAGUGAACUAGGAGCUGCUUCUCUGCCAACCCAUCCCAGAGAAUCCCCUCAGAAUGAAGACCACACUCUCUCUGGUCUCUCCCUAACUCCGUCACAAACUCUCCUGUCCCAGAUCUUGAUCUAUAAUGAGGCCCAGAAACAGAAAGCGUUUGCCGCCACGGUGUUUGACUGUGGCGUGUGUUUUACGGGCUGUCUCGGUUCAGACUGUGUGCAGUUGCCUGAGUGCCGCCACAUCUUCUGCCAGACCUGUCUCGCAGAAUUCUGCAAGCUCCAGAUAACAGAGGGGAAUGUCAGGGGUGUCACCUGUCCUGAGGCAGACUGCACUGCCACCCCUACACCUGCACAGGUGAGGCGUCUGGUUGGUGAGGAGCUGUUCAGCCGCUAUGAUCGUCUUUUGCUGCAGUCGACUCUGGACAGCAUGGCUGAUGUGGUGUACUGUCCUCGGCGUUCCUGCGGUUCGGCCGUAAUUCGGGAUAAGUCCAGCAAUGCAGCAUUGUGCUUUGUGUGCAGCUUUGCCUUCUGUGUCACCUGCAGGAAGACCUACCAUGGUACAGACUGUCAGGGAAAGAAGAACACAAAACUACUGGAAGCACAGCAAGGCAAUGCAGACCUGCCACAGACAAAAGAGGGGCUGAAGGCUCUGUGGGACGACUAUGCCAGUGGCAGUAAGCAGAGGAGGCGCCUCCUGGAGAGCAGAUACGGCCGCAGUACAAUGCAGGGCACACUGGAAGACAGCCUGAGUGAAAACUGGAUCAUCACCAAUAGCAAGAACUGUCCUCACUGCUUCUGCAGAAUAGAGAAGAACAAAGGAUGUAACAUGAUGACUUGCACUCAGUGUGGACAGCGGUUCUGCUGGGCCUGCCUCGCCAGACUGGGAACAGGUCGUAUAGGCGAUCAUUUCACAAGCAAUGGCUGCUCUCACUACGAAUAUUAACCAGCCUAGUGCUUCAGAUGCCUUUACUACAAGCCACUGGCCACGUGCCAUCAAGAGAGUGGAAUAUGCAUAAUGCUCUGGGUACAAUGUUUUUAAAUCUGUUUAAGUGCACUUAAAAGAGAGACACUUGAUAAUGCACAUAAAUGCUGACAUUUGGGGAAAAAAUGCAAACAUGUUUAAAAAAAACUACAAUAAUGUGGAACAUGUUGCCAAAACAUUGUAUUAUUAACACAGUUUGAAUCUGUCAAUGCUGGGAGAAGUACUUCAGUAAAAGUAGCAAUACCACAAUGUAUAAGUAUACAAUUAUGUAAAAUGGCCUAUUUCAGGAUAAAAUGUAUAUAAUUUUAUUAUAAUGUGUAAUGUCUAAGCAUCACUUAUGUGGCAGCUGCUAAAGGUGAAGCCGUUUUUUCUUCAACUUAAUAUUCAUUUUGAGGUGAAGUUAAUUUGAAUUACAUCAUAUACAGCAAGGGUAACUUAAUCUACAGUAUAAUUCUAAAUCAUAACUUAUUACUUGAUUUAUAUUUUUUAUAAUAAUCUGAAUCUGCAAAGUAACUGAUAUCUGGUGUUGGCAAAUAAAUGUAGUAAUCUUGGCUUCCAAAAGGUAGCAGGGUAGAAGUAUUUAAAAAAAACAUAAUAUGGAAAUACUCAUGUGAAGUUCAAGUACCUCAAAACCAUAAAAAUGUAACUGAGGAGCUCACCUAAUAGAGUGGGCGCCCCAUGUACAAAAGUUAUGUCCUUGCUAUCUUUCCUGCAUGUCUUCCCCUCUUUCUCCUGCGUUCACAGUUCACCUGUCCUAUCAGAUAAAGGCAAAAAGCCCCCAAAAAAUCUUUAAAAAACAAAACAAAGCAAAAAAAACAUACUGACAUCUGCACACAGUGAACAGUAAAGGCUAAAUUUUCUUUUCCUUAAGGUGAAGUAAUACAAAACUAAAUAUUUGUCUUAAUAUCACUCAUUUCUUCUGUAGCUUUCCAGCCAUUCACAAAAUCACGCCAUAUGUCAUACUCUGCCGUGACCACUAGAGGACGCUUAAUAACAAUACAAACUGCUUAAAAAGAGAUUUUGGUGAUACCAGGAAAUGCACUUCUUAUAAAAAAACAUGCAUAAGCAUUCAGUGUUUAAUAAUCAAACAAUGCAUUAGUGAAAACUGUUAUUUAUUCAACAUGAAUAUUUGUAGCUCUGGAUGCAGAGAUGAAUGAUUAUGAGAGGAAUAACCCAAUGUGCCUUUUAAUGGACAAAGUCAGAUUCUUUAUACCAAGGCAUACUUCCCCCUCAGUUAUUACGAGAGCUUUUACUGUUUUUUUUAAUCUUUUUUAAUGUAACAAUUAGUUUAUUUAUUGAUACAUUUAUUAUUUUGUUUAUGCAACGAGCAACUAGUUUAAAAAAUGAAAAGGACAUCAUAAUCCCUGCGGUGAUGACCAGCAGUCCAAAACCCAAACAUAUUCUGUGAACUAUCAUAUCAGACUAGAUAAAUAUGAUGAACUGAGUAUCAAAAUUGUUGCAAUUAACUUCUCUAGUAAUCACUUACUGAUUAAGCAACUAAUUGCUCCUAUA